Molecule: messenger RNA, 3420 nt
Organism: Filobasidium floriforme
Lineage: Eukaryota; Fungi; Basidiomycota; Tremellomycetes; Filobasidiales; Filobasidiaceae
Exons: 11
Coding region: 98-3313 (1071 amino acids)
Source: RefSeq, a predicted model, not a curated record
CGAAAAUUAUAAUCGAGAAACACCGGGAUAGAAACAUCGCUGGGCUGAAAUCUUGGACCAACCUGGAUAAAGCUCGAAACCUCGAAACCUUCAAACCAUGUCGACCAGCUCCGACCCCCAGACACCCGGCCCCGAGCAGCCUAAACAGGAGACCACCACACCCGACAAGACAUCCAAGAAGUCGAAGAUGGACACCCUCUUAUCAAAGCUCCCACCAAGCAUGGUCCGCAACCUGAAAGACACCCGCAAAUGGAAAAACUGGUUCAGGUCGAUGGUGGUCAUCUUCGUCUGCGUGAUCUACUUGGUCGUACAGAACACGUUGGAGGUGCUCGGGCAGGCUGGGUUCUUUUCCCUGAUCGUGGCGAUCAUGAUGCCACCCUCGAUGCCAUUCGCUACAUUCUUCUUCGCCAUCCUCACCCUCGUCGUAGGCAUGUGCCUAGGCUGGGCCUGGGGCGCAGCAGCAAUGGCCUCCGCCCUCCGAGCCCGUUCUGCCACCCUCCUUGCCUCAUCCUACACCCGGGCUCAAUCACAACUCAUCUCCGGAGUAGCCCCUGACAGCCAAUUCCAGAAGUUCGUCUUCGAAGGGGUCUUCCUCGACGCCCGGUCCUCUGCUGUCUUCGGAGCUUUUUUUUUCGUUGGGAUGUUCGCGUUGGCUGGGUUGAAGGCUGUUGCGCCCAAGUUGACGUUUUUGGCGAUCUUUGGGAUGAUCGUGAUGAUCGUCUUCUGUUCUUACGGCCCGUUGUUCCCCUCGGCGCAAUAUACUAUCGCCACGCAGUUCUUGAUCCCCACAGGCUUCUACGUAGCCACAGCCUUGGCGUCGAUCAUCCUCAUCUUCCCUCAAACCGUCAACCACAUGGUCACCGACGGCUACAUCAAAGGCUUCCUCACCCCCGGCAACGGAGUGAUCGCCCUCCAAACCCAAGUCCUGCAGACCGACCCAACCGACCCGAAAGCCUGGGAAGAACUCGCGGAAAAGGUCAAGGAGCUUCGUACGGCAGCUUCAGAGACGCUGGUUGGGCUCAACGGACAGAUGGGCAUGUUGGAGCUCGAAGUCAGCAGGGGGAGGAUCAGCGCAAAGGAUCUGAAGACAUUGUUGGUCAAAUCGCGUGCUCUGAUCGGACGGAUGGUCGGGGUGUCGAGUUUCCAACUACUGGUCGCUCGGCAGCAGAAAUCCGCCAUCCCCUCCGGGACCGAGGGCAACCACGACGAAAAGGAACAUCUCAAUGGCGAUUCCCGGCACCAUCACGUUAGAGAACUCCGUUACCAAGAAUUCAUGAAACAAAAGGAAGCCGAACGGGGUCACCGUCUGAACGAUCUCUUGCCCAUACUAGAUUCGAGCUCGGAACGACUCCGCCGGGCGUGUACGAGCGGGUUGGCAGACUUUACCGGGUUCCUGGAUCAUACCAAUCGGACCCGAUGGGCAAAGGGGAAAAAGGUCUACCCGGAGGGAGAGACGGCUCAGAGCGGACUUGACAAGAGGCAGGCCAACUUGAACGAGUUGCGGGACGCUCUCAAGGCGUAUCGGCAGUCGGACCAUUUGCAAGUCCUCGGCAAAUUCAGUGACUUGUUCGACGAAGAGACGGGCGACUAUCGGCGAGACCACCCGUCCUUGCAUUCGAUCGAGCGGGACCGACCGACCUUGUCGAUGCGUCAACUCUUUCUCUGUUUCGUCUUUUCCACCAACCUGACCAGCUACGCCAUGGCCCUCGCGGAUUACUUAGAGACGGGUCUCGAGAUCGAAGCCAGGUCGAACAAGAACCGGUUCCAAUGGCCCACCGCUUUCAACAAGAUCGGCAAGGUCGCGCUCAGUCGAGAGGGCGAUAAUGUGAACCCGGUCGAGCUGGGUAGCGAUGACAGGGACGAUCAGGGUCGGGAAGCCGACGAGUAUUCGACGACGACGAGUGACGACGAGGACAGCUUGGAAAAGCCUUCCAGCAAGACGCAAAAGAAACAAGCACGAGCCGCCAAACGGGAGAAACUAUAUCGUCCCGACCUCGACGCAUUGCCACCUCGUAAUGGGUUGCAAAAGUUCAUGCGUGAACUCUCCGUCGUACUGAAAUGGUUUGGGUCACCUGAAGGACUGUUCGCCUUCAAGGCCGGGCUGGUCUCGGUCGCCCUGUGGAUGCCAAUGGUAUUCGAGUCCUCGGUCUGGUUUGCUUAUUCGAAUCGAUCUCUAUGGGCGCAGAUCAUGGCCGUGACGGGACUGGCAGUCUUUAGCGGUGACCUCGUCGUGGGCUUCCUCGUUCGCUUCACCGGUACCGUCUGCGGACUUGUACUGGGCAUGCUAGCUUGGUACAUCGGCAACGGUAACGGCAGCAACCCGUACGGCACGACAGCCGCGCUCAUGGUGAUGAUCGCGCCCAUUGUCUUCUGGCGACUGGCUGCAAAGCCUGCUACCAUGGCUUUCCCCUUGAUGAUGGGCGUGACCGUGGCUUUGAUCGUGGGAUAUUCCUGGGUCGAUUCACAUCUUCCGCUACUUGUCAACAGUGGGAUCGGUGUCGACGUGGCUUGGAAGCGAGCAUUAUUGGUCUUGAUCGGUUUCACCGCCGCCUUCAUCAUCAGCUUGUUCCCCAAACCGAUCACGGCGCGCAAGAUAGUCAGGCUACGAGCUGCCAAGAUCAUCGACGUUCUUGCCGAGCUAUACGUGGACGAGCUGAAGGGAUUCCUGUUGGAGGCGAAAGAAUCGAACGAGCCGUGGAACGAGAGCAAGGUAGAAGAACGCGCGGGUCUGUAUCGAAGCAGAGUUCUUGACGUUGUGGGACGACUCGGCACAGUCGGGCCUCAAUUGGCGUCGGCCCGUUUCGAGCCCAGCUUCCGCGGACCCUGGCCAAAACAACGUUACCACGAUCUGUUUGGUAUCAUUCGGGAGUUGACCGGAGUACUAGCUCUAUUGAGCAAUGCGUGGACCAGGAUCGAACCUCGGUACGCCAAGGCUAUCACCGAGACCCCCUUCUUUGAUCCACCAAUGGUUGCGGACACGCUCGCAUUGUUUUCGCUAAUCAGCAGUUCCUUGCGAGAUGGACGGUCCAUGCCUGUUUCUGUGCCGUUAAUGGAGCGGAUGGCGGGACUAAGUAUACACACGGCGCAAGAUCAGCUCGAGCUCUACCGAGUCAAGCUCAAUUGGAAAUCUCUUCAGAACGAGCAGACCGCGGUUUACGCCACGACAAUCGUUGCGCUGAGUAACAUGAGCGCUCUGCUCGAUCGUCUGCACGACGUCGUGCGGCAACUCGUCGGGACGAGAGCCUUUGACCUGUUCGAGGAACACGCCGAAGCGAGGGCUGAGCGAGACAUGGAGUUGUUUGGAAAAGCUUGAGAGCGUCUGUACAAGAUAGAACCGUAACUGCGAUGAUACAUUGGUUGUAAAUCCAACGCAACGACAAUGGAGCAGACAACACACUCUCUGCUCCUCCCGUUGGCACA